UACGGCGGGGCCACCUCUCCGGGGCUGCCAUCGAAACCAACCGGAGCUUGGCGUGUUUGUUUGUUUGUUUGUUCGGCACCGGUCGGGCCGUGCCCACCGCUGCCCGCGGCCAGCAACAUGACGCGAGGCAUACCCGCAGACUUUUCCCCCCUUCCCCGGAUUUUCCAACCGGACAACUAGUAUUUUCCAGUCUUUACGAUGCCGAAAAGAAAGGCCGCUGCCGCCCUUGCUGGUCCCGCCGGGUCCGGCGAUGAGGAUAUGACGCAGGCGAAUGACUCCGGGAGAGAGCGCCCGACGAAGAAGCAAAGGGGACGGCCGCGAUCCAAAUCGGCUGAGAUGAAGCCGCCAACGCAGGUGACGCGCGAUUCCAGCAUUGCCGCCCCGCAGCCAUCUGAUGCGCCUACAAAGAAGAGUAGCCGAAGGGGCAGGCCCAAGGGCAGCCGAACUUCGGUCCAGGCAACCCAAGAAGUCGCCGAGGAGCAAGCCGAGGUCGAGGAAUCCCAACAGGAAGCAGGCGAGCAGGGGGCCGAAAGCGCACCGGUUUCGAACGGUGAGCUAGAUGGUUCGCAGAGUGUUACGAAGCCCGCAAGGCCCACCAAGUCUACGAAACCCCCACCGACGCGUGGACGAAAGAAUGCCAGCGCAAGAAAUUCAGUUCAAGCCGAUGGCGGAUUUGAGUACACGCCAUCGAAUAGCCGGCAACGGAAAUCCCCGGACAAGCCCGAAGAGCGACCAGAACCGCUGAAAAGACCCGGACGGAAUGCCGAAGUGGAGGAAAACACCCGUGUGCCAGAAGAAGACGGCGCUGCUCCAGACGUUGUAGACGAGACCAUGUUGCAGGACGAGCCGAUAGAAUCCCGGUCGGUGUCGCGGUCUCCCACCAAACGCCGACAAUCUGUAUACAGUUCCCCUUCCAAAUCAAGGCCUGGAGGUGCGGCUGAUGACAAGGCUAACAUCGAGCCCGAGUUGCGCCGUCGGAUUGGGGAAUUGACGAAGAAAUGUGAUACACUAGAGAAUCGGUAUCGGAAUCUGAAAGAAAUCGGGAUUGUCGAGGCGAGCGCCAACAUGGAAAAGCUACGAAAACAAUGCGAGUCCAUGACAAAUGCUUCCAAUAACCUGAUCGCGUCCUUGAAGGCCGAGUUGGAGGCACAGAAAGCGCUUGGCCAGCAAAGCCGAUCGCUUCAAAGGCAGCUGAAGGAACGGGAUGCUGAAGUGGCGAGACUGAAGUCGCAAGCUGCGGAGGCUACGGGGCAGCUCGCCUCUGCGCAGACUGAGGUGAAGGCGCUACAGACCAAACUUGCUGCGGCCCGUAACACGGCUGCAAGCCUUGAGAAUGCCGCCGCCAAGGUGCCGGGAAGUGCAAUCAAGAGUGGUGUGAACCGGGCCAGUGCUGCGGUAACCGCUGAAGCUGCCCAUGCCGCCCAGUUCGCGCAGUUGAAGGAAGAUCUCUACACCGAUCUCACCGGCUUGAUCAUCCGUGACGUCAAGAAGCGACCGUCGGAUAAUCUGUACGAUUGUAUCCAGACCGGUAGCAACGGAACCCUUCAUUUCAAGUUGGUUGUCCCUCACGUAUCAUCGGCCAACUUUGAAUCUGCCGAAUUCCAAUAUAUUCCGCUCUUGGACGAGAACCGCGACCGGGAGCUGGUGGAUGUUCUACCCGAAUACCUGACCGUGGAUAUCACCUUUGUUCGCCAGCAAGCCUCGAAGUUCUAUACGCGCGUGAUCGAUGCGCUGACCAAGCGGCGGAGCACUGCCGCUCUCUGAGUUCGCCGUGGGCGAUGGGGCGGCCAUGUCGGCCCGGCCAUACUUGUACAG
Molecule: messenger RNA, 1815 nt
Organism: Aspergillus ibericus CBS 121593
Lineage: Eukaryota; Fungi; Ascomycota; Eurotiomycetes; Eurotiales; Aspergillaceae
Product: putative chromosome segregation protein (Pcs1)
Exons: 1
Coding region: 199-1764 (521 amino acids)
Biological process (GO): meiotic sister chromatid segregation; homologous chromosome segregation; attachment of mitotic spindle microtubules to kinetochore
Cellular component (GO): chromosome, centromeric core domain; nucleolus; monopolin complex
Molecular function (GO): protein binding; microtubule site clamp
Source: RefSeq, a predicted model, not a curated record